Sarcophilus harrisii (Tasmanian devil) is the source of this 2477-nucleotide messenger RNA. RefSeq names its product cytochrome P450 7B1. The transcript is spliced from 6 exons. Gene Ontology annotation, biological process: cholesterol homeostasis; bile acid biosynthetic process. The record is from RefSeq and is a predicted model, not a curated record. Gene Ontology annotation, molecular function: oxidoreductase activity, acting on paired donors, with incorporation or reduction of molecular oxygen; steroid hydroxylase activity; iron ion binding. NCBI's taxonomy places the organism in Eukaryota, Metazoa, Chordata, Mammalia, Dasyuromorphia, Dasyuridae. The coding region runs from base 199 to 1698 and encodes 499 amino acids.
GUGUUUUCUGGGGGACAGCCCCAAGCCUUGAAACGGGAGGAAACUUUUGGGUUCUCUGUUUCGCUCCUCCCCUAGCGAGAAAAGAGCGGGACCGCCCCUGAGAGCUAACCACUGCCUGGCUCUCUCAGCUCCGGACUGCGAGACUCACCUCCGAGAUCCCUGAUCGCUGUUGGAGUACACACAGCGGACGGGAAAACCAUGGGUUCUUCCUGGCUUCAGUGGCUUUUGAAGUAUCUACUCUGCCUGCCUGGUUUGGCCUUCGCCACCGUUCUACUACUCCUGGCUCUGGGGAUAAGAGGGAGAAGGAGGAGGAGACCUGGGGAACCUCCAUUGAUAAAUGGCUACAUUCCUUUUUUUGGAGUGCUCUUUCAGAUAAAAAACAACCCCUACAAAAGCAUCCAAGAUUAUCAGAAAAAAUACGGAAAUAUAUUUACCUUAAAAAUUAAUGGAAACUACUUUACUUUUGUACUGGAUCCAUUUCAAUACCCACUGGUGUUAAAAAAUCACAAAAAUUUUACUUUUGAAAAUUUUAAAGAUGAAUUUAUAAAAAAAAUUUUCCUGAUCUCAAUAAAACCACACAUGAAGAAAGAAUUUAAGGACUCCCAAAAAUAUAUGCAAAGCAAACUUUUAGAUUUGUCUUAUACUCUAAUGCAGAAUAUGAAGCAUAUUAUGAAAGAGCGAUUUUUACAAGCCAAAAAUUGGGAAACAAGUCAAUUGUACAAGUUUUGUAUAUCAUUAAUAUUUGAAGUCACAUAUAUAGGCUUCUAUGGAAAGGAUCCUGGCACGAAUUCAGGUGAAGUUAUCUGUGAAUUACUAAAUAACUUUGUCAAAUUUGAUAAUGAAUUCCUGAAACUUUUGUUACCACUACCUACCUUGUCACUGAGAACUCUCAAGAAUGUUCGGGAAAAGUUAAUACAAAAUUUUUUAUCAGAGCACAUCUCAAACAUGCAGGAAACAUCAGAAAUUAUCAAAGCUAGAAAAAUCCUUCUUGAUAAAUUUACAGACCUUCAGGAUCAUGAAAAAGCAGCACAUCAUUUUGCCUUUCUGUGGGCCUCUGUGGCAAACACAAUUCCAGUUACAUUCUGGACAGUGUAUUAUCUUCUGCAGCACCCAGAAGCUGUUGCAGUGUUGCGUGAUGAAAUUGACCAUUUGCUACAGUCAACAGGUCAAAAGAAAGAACCUGAUUUUAACAUCCAGUUCACCAGAGAACAAUUGGACAGCUUGGUCUACCUAGAAAGUAUAAUUAAUGAGUCCUUUCGAAUGACCUCAAUUUCUUCCAAUGUACGUUAUAGUGAAGAGGAUAUCACCCUAAAUUUAGGAAAUGAAGACGUCAAUUUACGAAAAGGAGAUAUCAUCAUCAUUUACCCACCAUUCCUCCACUAUGACCCAGAAAUUUUUGAACAGCCUGAGAAGUUUAAAUUUGAUCGUUUUGUAGAAGAUGGCAAGAAGAAAACUACUUUUUUCAAAAGAGGAAAAGAGGUGCCAUAUUUCCUAUUACCAUUUGGAUCUGGAAUCAGCAAAUGUCCUGGCCGAUUCUUAGCAAUGCUUGAGAUGAAGCAGUUCCUGAUUCUCUUGUUUAUGUAUUUUGAUCUAGAAUUAAUUGAAUUUAAACCUCUAGAGUUCAACAAUUCCCGAAUUCUUUUUGGUAUACAAUGUCCUGAAUCAGAUAUUUCCUUUAGAUAUAAACUAAGAUGUUAAAAAAAAGGGAGGAGAAAGAAAAAGAUGUUUGCCCCAAAGUAACAAUGUCUUCCCCCUCCCCUUUUGGUUUUUGUUUCUGGAAAUUAAAUUGUGUUUUUCUUCUUGUUUUUUUUAACACGCUUUCAUAUUAGGGGAUGCUUUCUUCAUUCCAUAAUGUCAAGACAUCUGGUCGGUCCAGUUUAAAAAAUAUAUAUAUUGUCCACUCUUAGAGCUGACAUUAUGAUAUCAAAACAUCCUGAUGAGUGUCUCCCUUUCUUAAGUAACUAAGCAUGGUAUGGUGUUUAGUGUAUUAACCAUAGUAUAUCUUUUAAGACUAUAUCUACAAUAUGAUAAUAGAAAUUAUAGUAUUGAAAAAUCCAUGUAUUCUGGACACCUAUGGUUCUUAAAAACGAGUGUGACAGAAUCUGUGACAGAGUUAUGAUUAGAUUAGAGCAAAUAUAUUAUCUUUACUUUGCAGAUUAAAACAAGCAUAUUAAAAUGUAAUUCUUUUACUCAAUAUUUAAAGUCCCCCAUGAAUGUUGAUGGAAAAUUGUGUCAGGUGUGGACACUAUCAACAAGUAAAACAAAUCAAAUAAGAAAAUAUUUCAUUUGUGAUACUAGAUGAAAAUAUCCUCUUUAUAUAUAAAAUCAAUAAUACUUUAAUUGCCUGGGUAUGUGUUCAUUAAGUGGGUUCUGCAGAAGAUUCAAUGCUUCAAUGUAAUGGCAAUAUUUCAUCAUUUGAAAAUGCACUUUAUUGCUUUUUAUUUGUUGUUACUGUUGUUUAGUCAUAAACAGCUCUU